Colossoma macropomum (tambaqui) is the source of this 1104-nucleotide messenger RNA. Its product is annotated as protein FAM217A. The transcript has 5 exons. Bases 49 to 1104 code for a protein of 351 amino acids. Lineage: Eukaryota; Metazoa; Chordata; Actinopteri; Characiformes; Serrasalmidae. The record is from RefSeq and is a predicted model, not a curated record.
UUCAGUUGGAGUGCUUGGCUGAACUGACUUUCUUUUUUCUUAGCUUAAAUGGAAAGGCAGGACGCUAGUGCCAUCCAUUCCAGCACCAUCUCGAGGUCAGUGGCAUUUCUGCGUUUAAAACUGAUCAACUUUCAUCAUCACUUGGAAACACUAUUCAGUUUGCCUGCAUGUUUCAGCACAGGUGUGUCUCUGUUGAGAGAAACUAACGAGGACUUCUUAAUCACACGGUUAAUACACAAAAUUGAAGAUCUACACAUACCUACUGGAUCAAGUGUACCAAAGAAAUCUUUAUCAGCCAGGAGUUCCAUUGUCCAUUUGGCACAGGAGCCAACCAUCUGCUGCAGCUCGCCGGAAUCAGCCCGAGUACUGAGACAUCAUCACAACAACCAGUUAAGGAUGCUGACCCAAAGAUGGAAGAGGCUUGGUCUCCAAUAUCCUGCUAGUAGAAAUAGGGAUGACCACACAUUCGGACACAGCCAAGAGAAAAGCCAGGAUGAAGUUAAGACUGACUGUCCACUGAAAAUCACUGCCAUACAGACUAGCCACACUGAAGCUCUGAGAGCCAGAAAACAAGGAAUUGAGGAAAGAAUGAAAGGCUCACUCCACUCAAGUUCAGAUGUUUCUAAUGUUGGAAUCCCAGAGGUGAAAGUUUGUGACAUGGACAUACAAAGUAAAACAGCAGUAUCAUUAAACUCUGAUGACAGUGAUAUUUCAGAUCAGGAGAAAGAAAGUGUUCAGGUUUCAAAGUGGGCUGUGCCUGUGGAGCUAGACCUGAGGCCUGAGGCGUUUGACAAGGAGCUGGAUCUUCCUUGUUCCACAGAGAUAGAAGUUUACGCAGAGGUUCUUCCUGCUCCUCUAAAAGAUUUGGAUUUUACUCAGGGUCUUUCCUCCACAGAAUACUCUGAGGGUCUGCAGAGGCUGUUUACGAGUGACCCUUGCUUUGCUCCCAUGGUCGCACGUCUGUUAGAGCUAGAAAGGCUUCAGGCUGCCACUGUGCAGAAAGAGCGAGCGAAACCGGUGCGAUCCCGCCCAACUACUGCUAGUACUCCGACACGAAAUGCCACUCGUUUGAGAAAUGGUGAUCCUGCAGGAUCCAAUUCUUAA